GUUGAAAUGUACACGUUGCAAAGAGAUCAGGCAAAUGCAAUCAUCCAUCGUUCUGAAAUCAUGGCUCCCAGCCCUCAAAGCGACGCAACUGCAGCAAAUCGCACAAGCAACAGGAAUCGCCUCGUCAGGGACGAAACGGAUCCUCAUUGAGCGACUGGAAGCCGAACUCUCCCAGACACGCGAGGAAGUGGAAUCCCGAAAGAACGAUGAGAUGAGCAUCUUGAGCAUCGACAUGGGGAUCCAGAAUCUGGCGUACGCGCAUCUUCUCGUUCGAGAGUCGAAGCCUCCAGUCUUGAAUACAUGGCGGCGAUUCUCUUUGAUGACUGCCGAUCCAGCAGAUUCAACGACGACAAGUAUUCCAGUUGAUGGGGGGGAUAGUAAGGAUGAAAAGAAGAAGAAGAAGAAGAAGAAGAAGAAAAAUUCGACCGACUUUUCACCCCCCCUCUACGCAGCACAUGCAUACGAUCUGACUUCAACUUUACUGGAGAAAUACCACCCCACGCACAUCCUGAUCGAGCGCCAGCGGUUUCGUACGGGGGGUAGCAGCGCAGUACAGGAGUGGACGAUCCGCGUCGGCAUGUUGGAAGGGAUGAUCUAUGCUGUUCUACAUACUUUGUCCAAAACCUCGCAGACCUCGCAGCAGAACACCACUACACCACAAGUUAUUCCUAUCCAGCCGCAGCGGGUGGUACGAUACUGGCAGGAUUCGAAGAACAAGGUCACAGGCCGGGAAGGGAAAAAGGACAAGAUCGAUCGAGUGGCGAGAUGGCUGUCUCUUGGUAAUGAUGAUACAGCUACUACCCCUGCUAAACUUUGCGUCGGGAAUCCUUCUGUCCAGGAUACUGUCGAUGCAUAUCUGGGCAAGUGGAGGAAAGACCGCAAAUCCACUACUGCUGCAGGCAUUGGCGGUGCCAGUGGCAUCGGCAAAUUGGAUGACCUUGCCGAUUGCUUGUUACAAGGUCUGACCUGGUUGGAGUGGCGGAGUAUGCGUGAGAGAUUGGCCAAAGGGGAGGUCGAUGAUACUAUAUAGUUAGAUGGGGGACUAGUUAGUUAUAUAUCAUCACUUGUAUUUACUAUUACCACUACUGUCAUACUUCGUAUGGAUAGGUCGUGAUACUUUUCGCACGCUGUAAUAAACAAAAGAAGUCUAAUAACUGUACAGUAGAAUGGAAUGAAUCGUGUCUCCCUCGCACCCGUCUCGAAGUCUGGUCACGGCCAUCUGACAUACGGAGAUGAAAAUGCAAGGAUAAACCUCGGUCAAGAUAUGACAAGAGCAAAGCUCGGUUGAAGAGGAGGGGGG
Penicilliopsis zonata CBS 506.65 is the source of this 1300-nucleotide messenger RNA. RefSeq lists its product as hypothetical. Gene Ontology annotation, molecular function: DNA endonuclease activity; crossed form four-way junction DNA binding; Y-form DNA binding. The transcript has a single exon. Gene Ontology annotation, cellular component: mitochondrion. Bases 35 to 1030 code for a protein of 331 amino acids. NCBI's taxonomy places the organism in Eukaryota, Fungi, Ascomycota, Eurotiomycetes, Eurotiales, Aspergillaceae. The record is from RefSeq and is a predicted model, not a curated record.